CAAUUCUAGAAUCACCCGAAAUUUCGAUUAUCCGGUCUCCGCCUUCCACCGUCUUAUAUAGCCUACAAAAGCACCUCCGUCCAGAUAACCACCCGCGACCAACCUCUCUCAUCCACACCUCCCGAAUCAUCUCCUAGCCGCCGCUUCCCAGUCACUUCACCAUGGAAGACACGACAUCCACCACAAUCCGCCCCUCAGCGGCCACCACCAACCCGCCCAGUGUGGAGAACGCCUACAAGCGCAAAUGCCUUGCCUUGAAGAAGCGCCUCAACGAGAUCGAGGAAGAGAACGAACAGAUGCGCAUCCGCAACCGGCGCGGCUGGCAGUACAUCCAGAAGAUGCGCCUGGAGUCGUGCAUCUUGCUCGAACGCCUGGCCAAGGUCACCGGCAUGACCGAGGAGGCGUCCUCGCAGGCCGGGGCCGCCGCGAACCCGGAACUGCGGGCUCGCGCCGUCGCGCUGAUGAGCAACGCCUCGGCGUUGAAUGGGCUGGCUGCCUCGUCGGAGGGGAAGAAUGGGGCCGCUGGCGGCGGCGCGUAUCUGGAUGAUGAGACGGAGGGGAGUUCAGAUGAGCAGCCUCCUACUCCUCAAGAACGACCUCUCCGCGUGAAACGAUCCCGAAAAUCCAACCUCCCCGACGGCGUCGGCGCCGACGACGAAGGCAGCGCCGCCGCCGCCGGAACCGCCAGUAAUGACGCUGCCGACAACGGCGACAACAACACCGAUAAUAACGGCAGUCUGCCCCGGCUGGCCCCGGCCCCGUCCCAGGACGAUCUGAGCUCCACAUUUCGGCUUGGGGCCGGCCAGCACCCAGAAUCCGAUGAGCGCGGCACGAGUCAGAAUCCGGAAUCCGGCUCGAGAACCCGUCGAGCCUCCAACGCUGCUGCUGCUGCCGCCGCCGCCGCGGAUGACGACGACGACGAUGACGACGCCGCAGCUGAGGGAGACGAGAAUGAGAACGAGGCUGGUGAUGCAUCGGUGGAACCUUCGUCGACGCCGAUGGAUGUGGAUGCCAAGGAACCGAAGGAGGAGAGCUAGGGACAAGCUGCGUAAUGCUAGCAACUUGCCUUCCAUCUUCUUCUUCAAUUCAGAUUCAGUCUUACAAUUCUCCUUGUCUUUUCGGGUCUCGAUUCCCUCCUUCGCCCCUUCGCCCCCUUUCCUCUAAUUGUAUAAACAAGGACUACGGAGCGGGCGAAAACCGGU
Molecule: messenger RNA, 1202 nt
Organism: Aspergillus japonicus CBS 114.51
Lineage: Eukaryota; Fungi; Ascomycota; Eurotiomycetes; Eurotiales; Aspergillaceae
Exons: 2
Coding region: 162-1037 (291 amino acids)
Source: RefSeq, a predicted model, not a curated record